This is a messenger RNA of Acanthochromis polyacanthus (spiny chromis), 1014 nucleotides long. RefSeq names its product B2 bradykinin receptor-like. Gene Ontology annotation, biological process: immune response; neutrophil chemotaxis; G protein-coupled receptor signaling pathway. Gene Ontology annotation, cellular component: membrane. The record is from RefSeq and is a predicted model, not a curated record. The transcript is spliced from 2 exons. The coding region runs from base 1 to 1014 and encodes 337 amino acids. Lineage: Eukaryota; Metazoa; Chordata; Actinopteri; Pomacentridae. Gene Ontology annotation, molecular function: bradykinin receptor activity.
AUGGAUGUCGUCAAGGCGGGAUUCAUCCCUGGAAACAUCAGCCAUGAAACUGUGGAUGAAAAUCAAAACAGCACAGAUGACACUUGGUGCCACUAUGAUCCAUAUGAUUGGAUCUUCACCGUGAUUCCAGUGUACAUCCUGAUCAUCAGUGUGCUGGGAAUCCUCUUGAAUGUGUUUGUGUUGGUGGUUUUCUGGCUCCAUAAGAAGGCCUGUACCGUGGCUGAGAUCUACCUGAGCAACCUGGCUGCUGCUGACCUCUUUCUGAUGUCUCCUUUUCUCAUCCUUGCUGUGAUUGCAGGAACAAAAUAUGAUUUGCACAAUAGUAAAAUCAUGUGUAAACUGAUCAUCUUUUCCGUCAGCAUGAAUGUUUACUGCAGCAUCAUCAUCCUUGCUCUGGUGAGCAUUGACAGAUAUUUGGCACUGGUUCACCCACUGACCGAUGGAAGAACGCGGACGCCUUUUCAUGCCAAAGUGGCAUGUGUGCUGGUGUGGGGUGUAUGCUUUCUCUUGAAUGUCCCUGUGCUCAUUUACAGGGAAGUUGUACAUGACCCUGAGGGAAAUUUUACCACAUGUGAUUUUAAUUUUCCAAGUCCUUCCAUGUUUCUGGCAUUUGAAGCGUUCAGUGUAUUCAUCUUCUUCAUCCCUGCUUUUAUUAUUUCCUUCUGCACCCUCAAAAUUGUUAAUGCUCUGAGUGGGACCUUAAAGAAGAGGUUAAAUGCUCAGAAAAAGGAGCAGAAGGCCACCACUCUGGUGCUGGUGGUCCUCUUGGCGUUCCUCAUCUGCUGGGUGCCAGUGUAUGUGGUUAGCAUACUAGACCUGCUCAGCAGAGUUAACGUUCUGAAUGGAUGCCACCUGGUCAAUAAUCUGUAUAUCUGCCAACACAUCUUCUACAGUUUAGCCAUAUCCAACAGUGUUCUCAACCCCAUUCUCUAUGUCAUUGUAGGGAAAACCUUCCAGACAAAAGUUAAGGAAUUAUUCAUGCAGCCGAGCACAAACCUCUCGAGACAUCUUUAA